Molecule: messenger RNA, 927 nt
Organism: Rotaria sp. Silwood2
Lineage: Eukaryota; Metazoa; Rotifera; Eurotatoria; Philodinida; Philodinidae
Source: the annotation of a GenBank genome assembly
AUGCAAACUAAUAUUUCGCACUUAAAACAAAUUGAAUCUUGUCACAUACUUCGAAUUUUUGGUUAUUAUUUUAUUCUUCUUUGGAUAAUUGGUACAGUUUUAAAUGGUACAUUACUUUAUACAUUAAUACGAAAUAGCAAAUUACGUCAACUAUCCACAAAUAUACUUAUUGGUGGUUUAUUAUUGAGUGAUUUUAUUGGAGCAUGUUUUGAAAUACCAUUUCCAGCUUUAUCACUUAUUCAUUGCAGAUGGAUUUUUACAUAUACUGGCUGUGUAUUUGAAGCUAUUAUUAGUUAUUUUGUGGGCUGCUCAAAUAUGUACAUUCUUUGUUUAAUUUCAAUUGAUAGAUACAGUAUCAUGACUAGACCUUUUCAACCACCAAGUAACAUAAUUCAACGAACUUACAUAUCCAUUGGAUGUAUUUAUAUAUUAUCUCUAUUUUGGACAAUAAUGCCAUUAUUAGGAUGGUCUUCAUAUGAUUAUGAGGGUUUAGGACUUUCAUGUAGUAUCCAAUGGACAGAAAGAUCAUUAAAUGUAAUCAGUUAUAAUAUAACUGUUCUUAUUUUUAUUUAUUUUAUACCGGUUAUGAUAAUAUUGAUAACAAAUAUUCGUAAUCAUCGACGCUCUUUUACACUCAAAGUUAAUCAAUCGUUUGUUCAACGUCGACUGCUCAUCGAACGUCGUGUUCUACAUACAAUCAGUUUGGUCAUCGGAUUUCUCAUUGCUUGGACACCAUAUGCAAUACUUGUUCUUAUACGAGCGUUUUUUGAUGCAAAUCAUAUUCCACGCAUCAUGGAUACAAUACCGGCUUUAUUUGCUAAAACAAGUUUCAUAUGGAAUCCAUUGAUAUUUAUAGUACGUAAUGGAAAUUUUCGUCAUUAUAUACCAUUCAUUCUCAAUAAACAUCGUUCAAAAUCAAGUAAAUGA